AUGGCGGUCAAUCGCAUCCGUGGGGCCUUUGCCGUCCCGAGGAAGGGAGAGACCUUCGAGCUGCGAGCGGGACUUGUCUCUCAGUAUGCGUAUGAGCGCAAGGAGUCGAUUCAAAAGACCAUCAUGGCGAUGACGUUGGGCAAGGACGUCUCGGCUCUGUUCCCCGAUGUUCUGAAAAACAUCGCGACGGGAGAUCUGGACCAGAAGAAGCUCGUAUACCUAUACCUGAUGAACUACGCAAAGUCGCAUCCCGACCUCUGUAUUCUUGCCGUCAACACUUUCGUACAGGACUCCGAAGACCCAAACCCCCUUAUUCGUGCGCUAGCGAUCCGAACGAUGGGAUGCAUCAGAGUCGACAAGAUGGUGGAUUACAUGGAAGAGCCCUUACGCAAGACGCUACGAGACGAGUCCCCCUACGUUCGCAAGACGGCUGCCAUUUGCGUGGCCAAGCUUUUCGACCUGAACCCGACAAUGUGUAUAGAAAACGGCUUCCUGGAGUCCCUGCAGGAACUGAUUGGUGACCCGAACCCCAUGGUCGUUGCGAACUCGGUGCAGGCCCUCUCGGAGAUCACCGAAACCGCGCCCGAGACACGAGCUCUUGUGGUGACGCCGGCAACGUUGAAGAAACUACUGAUGGCGCUGAACGAGUGCACGGAAUGGGGACGUGUGACGAUUCUCACCACCCUGGCCGAUUACCCUGCUGUGGACGUGAAGGAGUCUGAGCAUAUCUGCGAGAGGGUAGCACCGCAGUUCCAGCACGUCAACCCAAGUGUCGUCCUGGCGGCUGUCAAGGUUGUCUUCAUCCACAUGAAGGCCAUCAACCCGGAGCUGGUGCGGUCGUAUCUCAAGAAGAUGGCGCCCCCGCUGGUCACACUUGUGGCCUCCGCCCCCGAAGUACAGUACGUCGCGCUCCGAAAUAUCGACCUUCUCCUCCAGGCCAAGCCCGACAUCCUCAGCAAGGAGCUGCGCGUGUUUUUCUGCAAAUAUAACGAUCCCCCCUAUGUCAAGCUUCAGAAGCUCGAGAUCAUGGUCCGGAUAGCGAACGACAAGAACUUUGAUCAGUUGCUCGCAGAAUUGAAGGAGUAUGCUCUCGAAGUCGACAUGGACUUUGUCAAGCGCGCAGUCAAGGCGAUUGGUCAGGUCGCCAUUAAGAUCGAGAGCGCCAGCCAGAAGUGUGUUAAUGCCCUGCUGGAUCUGAUCGCCACCAAGGUCAACUACGUUGUCCAGGAGGUCGUCGUAGUCAUCAAGGACAUUCUACGAAAGUACCCUGGGUAUGAGGGUGUCAUCCCCACACUGUGCAAACACAUCGACGAGCUUGACGAGCCCACCGCAAGAGGCUCGCUCAUUUGGAUUGUAGGAGAGUACGCGGAGAAGAUCAACAACGCGGAUGAGAUUCUGGAGAGCUUUGUGGAUGGCUUCAUGGAGGAAUUCACGCAGACACAACUUCAAAUUCUGACAGCAGUCGUCAAGCUUUUCUUGAAGAAGCCGAGCAACACGCAAGGACUGGUGCAGAAGGUUCUUCAGUCAGCGACAACAGAUAACGACAACCCCGAUAUUCGCGAUAGAGCUUACGUCUACUGGCGCCUGUUGUCGGGCGACUUGGACGUCGCCAAGAACAUCAUUCUCUCACAAAAGCCCGCCAUCUCCACAACAAUGACCAGCCUCCCACCCGCUCUGCUGGAGCAACUACUUGCAGAGCUUUCCACUCUCGCCUCGGUGUACCACAAGCCGCCGGAAUCCUUCGUCGGCAAGGGUCGCUUCGGGGCCGACGAAAUCCAACGUGCGGCUAUCCGGGAGCAACGGCAAGAGGCUGCCGAAAACCCUAUCGCGGCUUCCGUGGCGGCUGCAGCUGCCGCCAACGGCAACCCCCCGUCACAAAACAAUAUCGAAAACUUGCUCGACAUCGACUUCGACGGCGCUGCGCCUGCAUCGGCCGAACAGAACAGCAACGUCAACACCCCGGACAGAGUCGCCAGCCCCUCGGGCGGUGCUUCUUCUAGCGCAAUGGCCGACAUGAUGGGCUUGUUCGACGCUCCGCCACCCCAGCAACAGCAGCAAGCCGCUGCCAACCCGAUGAGCCCCGGAGCCGCUGGCGGCAGCGGUAUGAACGACUUGAUGAAUGGUUUCUCCGGGCUGGACUUCGGGAACACGGGUUCUAGCCAGCCCCUUCCGGCGGCCAUGCAAUUAAACCAGACCCAACCCGCGCAGGCACAACCUAGUGAAGGCAACGGAAAGAAGACGAACGAGGACUUGCUGGGUUUGUUCUAG
This is a messenger RNA of Colletotrichum karsti, 2268 nucleotides long. Its product is annotated as ap-1 adaptor complex subunit. Gene Ontology annotation, cellular component: membrane coat. Lineage: Eukaryota; Fungi; Ascomycota; Sordariomycetes; Glomerellales; Glomerellaceae. Gene Ontology annotation, biological process: intracellular protein transport; vesicle-mediated transport. The transcript has 3 exons. The record is from RefSeq and is a predicted model, not a curated record. The coding region runs from base 1 to 2268 and encodes 755 amino acids. Gene Ontology annotation, molecular function: clathrin binding.